Messenger RNA from Lymnaea stagnalis (great pond snail), 9421 nucleotides. NCBI's taxonomy places the organism in Eukaryota, Metazoa, Mollusca, Gastropoda, Lymnaeidae. The record is from the annotation of a GenBank genome assembly.
GUUUCGUUUCGGUAAAUUAUUAUGAAAAUUGCAUUUACUUCACGCGUGCAUGUUUUUAAUUUAUUUUCUUCCGUCGUCCUACGUCAUCCUAAACAAUUAAAACCAAGCCUCUUCCCCAACUUGCUUUAGAGACCCUCGCUGCCUUGCACGUAUAUUCUAAAGAUUUCCAAUAACAUAUCUUUGUUGUUCUCGGUGUUAUCUCUAUAGAAACAGCGCUAUACAAAAACUUGAAACAUGUGCUCUGUCGCCACUCAACGGGACAAUUCAAUCAAUAACAAACACGUGAUCUGACUUAAGGAAUAAUUUUUUUUUACCCCGGUCACUUCGACACAUUCGCGGACGGUAAAUUACAGACGGGAAAAAAAUUUUUCCCACAUCUUUUCGAUCAGAUCUGUCCGAAAUUUCGCUUAAAGGGAAAGCACUAUUCGGUAAAAUGGAGUCUGCAGUAUUUUGUAACAGGUUGUUACUUUUGGCUUUUGGUUGCAUGUUAAAUCAACACGUGCAUGCGAGCAUCUGUGGAAGUGAGUAUUUGAUUAGAUUCAUUUGCAAUGUUAAAAUAAAAAUUUAGCGUUUCGAAGUAUUAAUAUAUAUAUUAUAUCUAUAUAUAAAAAGUUAAUAAUCCCCGAUAGUCUUUGAAACUGUUAGGUUAAGUUUAUUCUUUUUUUUUUUUUAGAAACGAAGCUUUAAAAAGAAAGACUUGCAAAAGUUAUUAAGAUGCUAAUAAAUGUUGUUUUUUUUUCGACUUUUUUUCAGAGUUUUCAAUAGGAGGCCCGUGCAUGCUUCUUCCUGACUACACCACUACGACCACGACACUUUCACCAUCCUCAUCUGAUAACUCGUAUUGUCAGCUGGGUGAGUGGCAAAUACCCAGUUUUCUUUUCUUUCUUUUUUUGUACCCCACAGCGCUCUCUUUGCAAAGCCAAGUGACCGGUGUACGUCGCUACUGUGGUGAAGAAAUUUAGAGCUGACAGCUGUUGCGAUAUGGCAGCACAGAAGAGUUUUGUGAGGGCGAGUAGAGAGUAUCUACAUUUUAAUUAAAAUUCGUUACAAAAACAAAGCAAAAAAAUUAAUACAGGACUAAAACUAUCAAUUGUCCAAAACCGAUUAACAGAUCAAAAAUGAAUUUUAUUUUUAAAAGAAAGAUAAGACACUGAACGAAAUUUUACAGCUAUCAUGAGGACAUGUUGCAGUAUGUGAACUUAAAAUUACGACUAUCAAUCAGCUAAGGCUUAGACCUGCGUCUUUGCCUUAGAUGGAAAGAAUUUGUGUCUAUUUUUUGGCAAAAAACAACGCGGAUUUUAUUUUAAUUGCAGCCUGUGGCCAAGACAAUGACGAUAACUUCAGCUCCCUCUGCGCAUGCGCGACCACCACCACAACGGAAAUACCCACGACCACACCAUUCGCAGGUAAGCGUAUCAAUCGGAAGCUGGUGUUUGUCCUCAUUUAUUUGAAACGUCAUCAAGUCCGAUGGUUUUAAAAAUACAAUUUAAUCAUUCCAACCUUUCACACUCCCUUGUGCCCCCCUCCUCUCCUUACAGACGUCUGCUACUACACCAACAACAGAACAGCCAAGCUGUCCACCAUUGUCAAGAGGAUGUACUCUGGCACGGAGGUCGCCACGGAAUGCGAGUACCCCGGAGUUGUGGGACUUUACAAAGAUCCAGAUGGCCCCAAAGAAGCUCUCCAGUGUAUGGGGACUUUGCUGGAAGAGGAUAAAAUACUCAUCGAAGACUUCUGCAUGGAUCUCAUCAAUGCGUAGGUGUAGACAUCGUGUUGUCUAUGGUUACAUCAUAAGUUAAUAACUCUUACACAGGUUGUCACAGCUCAUACAUCCAUCCAUCCCUGUUGCGCUGAAGCCCAUGUAGGGCCUUGGCAUGCCUCAGAACUCCUUUCCACUCAGACCGAACUCAUGCUUUUCUUUUCGAUGCUUGGAUUCUCAGCUUCUGUAGAUCUUUCCCACAUCAUCCAUCCAUCUAAGCCUAGGUUCUUCCUUUGAGCAUUUUUUUUUCUGGGGGUUUUUGGUGAUGCACCCUCUUCGUUCCUCUGUAUUUGGAAGUCUCUAUAAGUGACAUGUCAACACACAGUUCACAUACCAUUAUUUCAAUUUCCUUCAAGCGAUUUUUCUCCAUUCCUGUUUGCUUAGCUUACAGAUAACUGCAUUGUCCAUAAACUUUUCAGAGUCUAGAGAACUUUUAAAUGUGCGUAGAGAUACGUCAUUAUUUGUUAUCUUGACCCCGCCCCGCAAAACCCGAUGUUAUCGUUGUAUAACGCAGUGGUUCUCAACCUUCCUAAAGCCUUCCUAAAUUGUAAGGGUCGUUCGACCCCCCCCCAAGACGCGUCACGGCCCACAGGUUGAGAACCACUGAUCUGACGAAUUCAACACCACGUGACAGAAGCGUUCUGAACAAAAUAAUUUUGAUCAACGCCUCCGUUCUGUCGCGUGACAUUGACCGUGUUUCCCAUUCAGUUGCUCUUCAAUGCCUUGCUUAUCUUCCAGCGACCUGUCGCAGCUCGUGUAUGUCCACGCGCAGUCGUACCACCAAGAAGAUGUGUCCACCAGCUCACCUUACGUCAAUGCAUCCACGGCCACACUCCUGGACCCCAGUACGUAUACGGUUUAUGUCCGCGUUAGUCAAUGUUCAGAGUUCAGAAGUUACAUUUACAUGUGGCAUUCAGGGCCGUAUUAUCCGUGAGGCUGACUGGGCUUGAGGGCCUAGGUGCCCACCAAGUGCAGGGGCCCAUGGAACCUUUUGCCAUGCGACGGCAAUGUCGCGUGAUCGAAAAUUCUACGCUUCCGAGGGUCCCAAGGAAGCUAGGCGCCUUGCCAUGGGUUAAUAUCGCACUGGCAUCAUAUGUCAUAUGCCAUAUGUCAAUGCAACAUGGCACACUAAAUAAAGUAGCCGUGUUUUUUAAUCUAUUCAUGGGUCCGGCAUCGUUUUGUAGAUUUCUUGUGUUGACUUUGUUUUUUGUUAUUUUUUGUUGUUGUUUUUUUUUUUGGGGGGGAGGGAACUUAAAGAUAUUCGCUAAACCUAUGUAUCAGGGGUGGAUAAAUGUGGCUCUUUGAGUUGUACAUGGCUCUUUGAGUUGUACAUGGCUCUUUGGGCCUUAUGUGGCUCUUGGUCCUGUUAAUAGCGGCUCCAUUGCGCCAGACCCAUUUUAUUUCUGCAUUUAAAAAAAUAAAUUUUUCAACUGAAAUAGCUUAAGAAUUAUUUUCUUUAAUAGAGCCAAAUGUUAUUUCGGCCCUGCCUGUUCCAUGUAUUUGUCUCAUGCCGACAAUCAUUCAGAACUUGUAUCUUUAUCUCAUCAUGACAAUCGCUAAAAACUUAUAUCUAAUGUUAAACUAUCAUUAAAUCAAUGUUAAACUAUAAUUAUUUCAUCAAUGUUAAACUAUCAUUCCACCAAUUUUAAACUAUCAUUCCACCAAUGUUAAACUAUCAUUCCAACAAUGUUAAACUAUCAUUCCACCAAUGUUGAGCUAUCAUUCCACUAAGGUUGAACUAUCAUAUCACCAAUGUAAAAACUAUCAUUUCCACCAAUGUUAAACUAUCAUUCCACCAAAGUUAAACUAUCAUUACAUCAAUGUUAAACUAUCAUUUCCACCAAAGUUAAACUAUCAUUACAUCAAUGUUAAACUAUCAUUUCCACCAAAGUUAAACUAUCAUUACAUCAAUGUUAAACUAUCAUUUCCACCAAAGUUAAACUAUCAUUAGAUCAAUGUAAAACUAUCAUUUCCACCAAUUUUAAACUAUCAUUACACCAAUGUUAAACUAUCGUUCCAUCAAUGUUAAACUAUCAUUCCACCAAUGUUAAACUAUCAUUCCACCAAUGUUAAAUUAUCAUUACACCAAUGUUAAACUAUCAUUCCAUCAAUGUUAAAUUAUCAUUACACCAAUGUUAAACCAGCAUUCCAUCAAUGUAAAACUAUCAUUUCCACCAAUGUUAAACUAUCAUUCCAACAAUGUUAAACUAUCAUUCCACCAAUGUAUAUAACGUGAUUCUCUACAGCUGGGGCAAACACGAAACUCUACACCAUUUCCCUAAGCUCGCCCUUGACCUUCAACGACCAAUGUGUCCAGCCAUCUUGUUUCCCCAACGCCCGGGUGUUGGCUUCGGACAUCGACUUGACAGACUGCCGAAUCGUGGGGUACGGUGAAACGACAGAUGGUAAGUGCUGCGUAUGUUACCCAUCACGAGAUGGUUUGUGCGUACGCAUAUAUCUUUGGUAUAUCUUUGGUAGGACAAAUCUUCUGAUGGUCACUGUCCGGCGUAAGUGCGUAUCUGUUAGACCAGUGGUCCCAAAAUGAUGGUCCGUGGACCUUCACCGGUCCGCAUGCCUAACGUUGCUGGUCCCCAUAACAUAAAUAUUUAUUGUCAAAUAGAAAUAAAAGUAUAAAAAUAAAUCAUGCACCGGUCCCUGGUAAAAUUUCAAAACUUUUUCAUCGGUCCGCCAAACUUAAACGUUUGGGAACCACUGUGUUAGACGACAGCGGGCGCUUCUUUCAGUAGAGGGCCAGAAUAACAAAAUUCUUAUUCGAACAGUUUUUUGGUUUUUAUUGUUGAAAAGUAAGUUAGUUAAAUCGGGUACCCUAGAAUUGCACGGGCAGUUAGCCCUGGAGGGGGGGGGGGAGGGGGGCGGGCCAGGCAACAGUUUACAACUCCAUCCAGAAGCUCAGUGGGUCAUCACCACAAGGAAAAACGCGGAAACCAGAUUGGCGAUCAACGGCAGCAGGGUUUGUCAUUUCUACGAUCGGGAAACGUCACAUUGCUUUGCGUAGUGUUAGUAUUUUACCACAAUGUUUUUCGUAAAACACAGCUUGCAACAAUGUAUUGCCGCGUGCUUGUUGGUAAAACCUCAUGUAAAUAAAACUGUAUACACGUUUUCGUCUACGUUUAGACCCACUAUGCCGGCUCACUUUAACGUUGAAGUACCUAACAACUGUUGAGAAAGAGGCCUAAAGGAAUACCGGGAUGUUCUAUUAAUAUCUUUCAUAAUUUAAUGAGAUUGACCAGACUGUAAGCCAGGAUAUAUAUAUAAGAAUGAGCUAGGCUGACCGUAACGCCAAAGAACCGAAAAGAUUUAAAUACGUUCGUAUUCUUAAAAACGAUCAUAGUUAUUUUCUAUUAUUUUACGGAAAUAUAAUAAAUUUAAAUGCGCACAAAAAUAUAAGCCAAUAUAUCUGCUUUUAUUUUAGUAAAAGUUUAAGUAUUAUUAUUAUAAUUAACAAAUACAUUUAAAGUAACAACUAAGGAACAAUCUUAAGCAUUUUAAAUGCGUUUGAAAGUUAUGAAAAACAAAUAUGAUCAAAGAUUUAUACCUAAUCACAUUUAUCGGGAAAACCCAAGCACCAAUUGCUUUUAGUGCGUUUUUAGUGCGUUGUUAAUAUUGCGAAAUAAAAUUAAAAUUAAUUUGUUCUAACUAAACACGCAACCGACGUCAUAGCGCGAAUCGCCUAUGUUAGCCAAAACUCUUAAGUUUCUUUGAUUUAAUAAGAUAAGAUAAGAUUCUUUUAUUGAUCCAAAUAAAUGGAAAUGUUUUUUGAUUGCAUUAUACACUUUCAGCACAAAAAUAAAACAAUUUGAACACAAGACAUUUAUAAUAAAUUAUUUCAAACAGCCAUUCAGUGAGUUCUCUUAGCAAAAUCGGGGACUUAUUAGUUCUCAUGCAGAUGUGUGACUUCAGAGGAAGCACGCCGGUAAAUUCGUACAGAUUGGGGAACAAAAUAAUUUUUAUAUCAGUCAGUCCUCGCCCUGAUGGAAAGAAUUCGUCCCGAACGGCCCGAUCCUAAGUAUCUGUGAUGAAGAGGGUGGGAUGUAUCAUCCAAAAUGUGUUUAGUUUUACAAAAACAUCUUUCUUCAAAUAGUUCUUCAAGUGAAGGAUGUUUAGUUUGUGUUAUGUUCCUAGCUUUCUUGAUUAGUCGGUUUAUGCGGUGUUUAAUGUCAGACGAUGAAUUCCCACACCAGCAGGUAAUAUUGAAAUUAAGCAGGCUUCCAAUUGUUGCACUCUAGAAUAAGUUAACGACUUGCUUGUUUACGCCAAAAUUGUACAGUUUUUUUGAGGUAGAACAGUCUUUGGUUGAAUUUCUUAUACAGGAUUUGGCCGUGCUCAUGCCAUGUUAGCUUAUUAUUAAUGGUGACACAUAAGUACUUGUAUGCCUCCACUUUCUCCACAUUUUGAUUUUUUAUGUUGAGAUCUGUAAUCAGUUGUUUCCCCCCUCCUGAAAUCAACAACCAUUUCUUUUGUUUUUGAGACAUUCAACUGGAGAAAAUUUUCAUCGCACCAAUUGAUAAAGCUUGUUACUAAGUCACGGUAUAAUCCUUCUCCUUCAGCCAACAAUCGUGGCAUCAUCAGCAAAUUUUAAGAUUGGAACGGUGUUGCUUAAUCUUUGAAUAUCAUUUGUAUAUAUUGCAUACAAUACAGGAGAGAGAACGCAGCCUUGUGGUGCCCCGGUGCUUAUUUCUCUGGUUAGAGAUAAUUGGUUAUUUACUUUGACAUAGUGUGGUCGAUUUGUUAAAAAGUUCAGUAUCCAAGUCUGAAUAUUUAAAUAAUAACAGCGCAUUAAAAAACUGAUAAAGUAUUUUCCUUUUCUUAAAAGUAAAAUUAAUAAAUAUAAUCGAUUGCUUUUUUAAUUGUUAAUAAAACACAUGAAAAUUUUAGCUGUGUAUGUUUAACAUUUAAUACGUUUUUACUUGUUGUUAAUUCAAAAAAUAUACUUUUAUAAUUUUAUAACUUAAUAAAACUUAACCUUUAAAUAUGUGUACAUGUCUUACUAUAUUGAUUUUGGAAAUAUGAAAAAAAUAAUAAUAUGAAGGUAGUUGACACAUGAAAAUCUUGAUUACUAGAGCCCAGGUUUCCAGCCCAAGGGAGCUGACCUCAAAGGGGGCUGCGAAGGGUUGUCUCUGGAGUCACUGGCUGAAACCAUUGAUUAAGAAAAGUCGAUUUUUUUUUUAAAUUGGUAUCUGAACAUUUGAGUUACCAUUUCAAAAAUGCCAUUGAAUUUGCAUGUUAAGUUUAAAAUAUUUUCCUUUCCAACAAUUUACCCUAUUUAAAAGCCCCCCCCCCUUCCAACCCUCCAAAUAUCAUGUAAUGGUAAUGGUCACUUUGCUUCAAUAUGAAUAUGGUUGUGACUUGAAAAUGCUUGAGAAUCUGUGUGCAAGAGCUAUUAAGCUUAGUAAGUCAGCGAAGUUAGUUAAAUUUGAAAUGACAAUCUUUCAUUUGCUAAUUUUUUUUUUUUUAAAGAAAGAAAAUUGUAAACUAAAAGCGUGUAAACGGGAAGUCUUCCCUUUGCUCAAAAUCGCGCUGGAUUCCGGGAUCUCGGGGGAGAAACCCAAAUAACGACCCAGAAAAGUCAAACCCAACUAGGAGCCAUGUAAGAAAAGAUUUAGGCACAAAUAGUUAAAGAAAACGACCCCAAAAAAAAGUGAUAAACUAAUCACUGUAUAAAGAAAUACUUAGACCAUACCAUGAUAACUUCAAAGAUGAUUUGAACUCUAUCAGGGUUUGGCUCACCAAGCAAGACAUUGAAGGAAGUUAAAGUCUCCGUCAACCGCAACACUGUAACUUACUUGACGUUGAAAUACACCCGCCUGGACGGCAAAAGUUCAAAGACCGGACCGUGCUUUGUAAGUCAAGCCAAAGUGACACCAUUUUUUGUUUCACAGAAUUACAUCUCUCAUGGCAACCAUUGUAGCAUUCAAAAACGUCAUUUCCCCCCAUACCCCAAUUCGUCACACCUACAAAGCACAUAGCUGUCGGCUACACAAAUACUCUCAACACCCAAAUACGCACCCACAAGACACGAAGAAAUCAUUACCGUAAACCCUAAACAUUGUGUUCAGCGACAUUGACAUAUAUUGUAUGAUAUGGCGUCAUCAUUUUUCAUAUUUAUUUUUAAAGAGGUAAACAUUUUCAAUGUUGUAUUUUUAUCCCAGAAUGACGGUGGGGCUCCAGUGAUAUGUAACCACAAGAUCAGCGGGGAGUGGAUCACUGUCGGUGUGGUCCUCGCUGUGGGUGUUCCUUGCAGUACUGGGGCCUUUGUGUAAGUAACAUUUUGAAGACAUUUCAUUUUCGUUCUGCUUUCGCUCAUUAACUUAAAGAUUUAUAGAAAGGUACGGGCCAUUCAUCAAUAUAUAAACUUUUGAAAAAGACUUUCUUUUAACACACUAAAAAUAGAAAAUAACUUUCAAAAUCUGUGCAGAAUUAUUUUUUUUUUCAAAUCUUAAUUUAAAAAAAAAAAUUAUGUUUGUUCUACAUUUAAUUAAUUCAAACCAUUUGGCUUCAUACAGUGCCUGAAUACACUUCUGCAAUACUUAUUUUGCAUGCUUUUUUGUAAGAAACUUUAAAUUAUUUUCUUCUUUUUUAUGGCGUUUAAACUCGUCUGUGAAAGAAAGUUUUUUGGUUUUUUUUAAAUGGACAUCAAAAAAUCCAAUCCCUCUGUCCAGUGGAUUUAAUCGGCGUGUCAUCUGGCAUCCACCUUUUUUUUUCAAAAUACUUUAAAUGGGGUUGGCAGUUCAGGUUUGAUCUUGUAACGUCCAAAAAUGUUAAUUUACUUGGUUUGGCCUGGAUGGGUUCUAAAAUUUUUAAUCUUGCAUAUGGCAUGAGCGUCCCAGGUUGAAGGUUACAAGUAAUACUGCUCGGAUUACUUUUAGUUUCAUGACUAACGCUAUGCGGACUUGCAACGUAAGGCUCGGGGGGCCGGCGCUGGCCCGCUAUCUGGGGGAACGCCGGUAUAAACUGAGGGCUGCGGCUAUUCGGACCCGGGUCCGAGAAGUUAAGAGUUUGGGUUUAUUAAAAAAAUAUUUUUAAAAAUUAUUGCAGGGUUUUAAGGCAAAAUGAGGUAUCAAAUGAAAGAUAAUUGAAUGUUCUAUAUGUUUGUAAACUUACUUCUUAAGUUUAACUAAAAUAAACUACCACAAAUGACACCCGAAUAGCAUUCAGUCAAAAUGGAACCGGAAACGCAUCGUCGCUAUUCGGACCCGGGUCCCUUUUGACUCAACGCUAUUCGGAUGUUAUUAGUGGUAGUUAAUUUUAGUUUAACUGAAGAAUUAAGUUUACAAACAUAUAGAAUAGAACAUUCAAUAAUCUUUCAUUUGAUACCUCAUUUUGUCUUACACCUAACAAUAAUAUAUUUUUUUAAAUUUUAAUCCCAACCUCUAACUUCUGGGACCCGGGUCCGAACAGCCACUUCGAUAAACUAACUUUCUUUUCUUCCUCAGAUCACCAACUGUGGCCAAUCUGCUGAAAGAGGCGAGAGUCCAAACUCUUUUCAACGGACUACAGACCUUCAAAUAUAUCUCUCCCUGAAUGACCCCACCCCACAGAGCCUACUCUUUACGGCCAGGUUUGCUUUCGGCUGAGUCCAGAUGUUGGUGGCUGAAAACAUCACGUUUUUGUUUUGAAAGAUGAUUAAACAUAAAAACGAUU